This is a messenger RNA of Rotaria sordida, 609 nucleotides long. Lineage: Eukaryota; Metazoa; Rotifera; Eurotatoria; Philodinida; Philodinidae. The record is from the annotation of a GenBank genome assembly.
AUGAUUUUAAUGCUAAUGGGUCUCACUGCAAUAGAACGUUAUUUACUCGUUUUUCACAAUCAAUUUCUUCAUCAACAUUUAAUUGUUCUUCAUUAUAUACCAAUGAUUUUUUGCAUUAUUUAUCCAAUAGGACUCUAUACUUAUUUAAUUUUUUUCUAUCCUUGUAUUAAUCAAUUUACUUAUACUAUGAUUACAUGUGGUGGACCUUGUUAUUUCUUUGAAACGAGAAUUAGCAUUUUGGAUCAAUUUAUUGAUCUUGUUUUUCCUGUUACAGUUAGUAGUCUUGCUAGUCUUGCACUAUUAAGUCGUGUUCUAUGGCAAAAACGUCGCAUGCAACAAGGUCGAAUGUGGCAAAAAAAUCGACGCCUUCUCAUACAAUUAUUAUAUAUUGUAAUAUUGUACAAUCUUGUCUGGCUGCCUAUGAUAAUUUGUUCAUCAAUUAUGCUUUUUUCUCCAAUCCCACAACCUUUCUUGAUCGAAUUAAGUAUCAAUAUUUUACCAUAUGGCAUCUACAUUGUCAUCUUGGUGUGUCCUUUUGUUUCAUUAAUGAGUUUACCUGAACUAUGGCCUCAACACAAUCCAAAUAUUCGUCCAUUAGCAAAAAACUGA